This is a messenger RNA of Rhododendron vialii, 1598 nucleotides long. Its product is annotated as transcription factor UPBEAT1. The record is from RefSeq and is a predicted model, not a curated record. NCBI's taxonomy places the organism in Eukaryota, Viridiplantae, Streptophyta, Magnoliopsida, Ericales, Ericaceae. Gene Ontology annotation, biological process: regulation of DNA-templated transcription. The coding region runs from base 840 to 1229 and encodes 129 amino acids. The transcript has a single exon.
GCUUUGGCCGGAGGUAUGGCUUGCCGUUUGGAGAUGCUCUCGGUCCAUAAUAACCAAGAGUUUCAGCUCAUAAUUUUAAAAAAAUUAGUGACGCUUCAAUAUAGAUGGGUUUCCUGUCAUGUAAAUAAAAAAAUAACCAAGAAGUAAUUGGGUUCAUAUUAUGAAUUAGGCACUGAAUUUAGGGAGUGGGAAAGGAAUAAUCCAGGGUGUUUUGAUGAGAUGGAGUUGAUAAAAGAGGAUAGCUAGGGCGGUUUAAGGAAUUUAGCUGAGUGAGGGAUGGUGAAUGGAAUCAUGUGGGUGCAUGUGCAUGUGCAUUGGGUUGGGUUGGAUAACUAACAUGCCCAAAAGCAAGAAGCUGAUCAUCCCCACUCUGGUUCUAUAUAUCUUGUUCGCCGAUUCGGACAGCAAGGAAAGAAAAUGAUCCACAAACCGAAAAAUGGAGGAAAACAUUUAUAUAUCUAACUAAAAUAUCAUUAUAUAUUAUGCAAAUGAUCGUCUUUUACACAGCACCUGAAAUGGCAAUCAUGAAAAUGGUCGGUCUACAUAAGGCCAUGUAUAUGAAGAAAUUAAGAGCUCAACAAGCUAGAUUUCAAAAACUGGGGUGGAAUUCUGAAUUUGAAAUUACAUAGUGGACCCCAAUUUCUGGCUGCCUUAAUUAAUUAGAAUAAUUACUUCAUAUUGUCCAAUUUAUCCACAAUAGCUAGCCACCAACCCAUUCCCCCCAAGAAACGUACAUAUAAAACCCCCCCUCCUUUGUGCAAUCGAGCAAGCAACAACUCCAUCAGUUUUGUUCUGAGAGAGAGAAUUGGUAGUGUUGUGAUUUUAAAUCCUUUUGAGCCAUGGGUGAUCAUGAUGCUCCACAAUCCCUCCUUGGUUACCAAGGAAAGGGAAGGAGGUGGAAUUCAAAUGGGCCAUUAUUGCCCUCGGAGAACAAAGUUUCCAAGGCGCAAUCGACAAGAAGAUGGAAAGAGAUCAGCAAGAGGCCCAGGAUGAUUUUGAUGAAGAGGAGGUAUGUCCGUCUACAAGGCUCUACAAGGCCGGCAGCAGCAAAUGUCUUUGAGAAACGGGUUAGAGUCUUGAGGAAACUUGUUCCGACCAAAGAGUACUCUGAGGGUCUCGAUGGGCUUUUCAGAGAUACGACGGACUAUAUUCUUGCUUUAGAGAUGCGAGUCAAAGUGAUGCAAAUCAUGGUAAAAGCAUUAUCAGGAGGAUCUGAUGAUGAUGAAUGACCAAAUUAAAUGAUUGAUUCAUUUGUAAAUUAAGGCUAGCUGUCCGGUCAUUUUUCUUCUUCUUUCAUUUUGUUGUUGUAUCUGUUUUCCAUGUGACGUACAAAUGCUGGAUUUCAAAGGCCUGUUAUUAUUUGUUCAUGUUGUCUAGAUUUAGGGGCACGCGGCAUUAAUUAAUUAGUUGAUCGAUUGUGUGAAAAUUGAUGACUUUGAGAGAGAUUAGUAGUUAGUUAGUUUGUGUAUUGAUCAUUGAUUUGUUCUUUUAUUCAUUGUUUUGAAAUCAUUUGUUCUUUUACUGUAUUAGUUUGUUUUAAUUAAGGAGAUUCUAAAUUGGGUGGUUUUGUUCUUCCAUAUAUUAUUGUUUCUUUUAAA